AACAGCGGUGACGAAGAGAUCGUCGUCACGAUGUCCAAGUACAGAAGUACUAAAGUCAGUCGAUCUUCGUGCGCAAAAGUAUUGAUCGGCACAGAAUAUGGGCGCAUGCGCCCAAUCGUUGAUAGAGGUAAAGCUCCGUCUGGGGUUGUCUCUCAGAGCGUUGAGCCAUGUGCGGUGACUGGGGACCGGAGAUGAUCCUCCGGGUGCUUGCGGCGGUCCUCCUUGCCAUUGGUUCGGCCGCCGAUGAACGCCUUCAAGUUUGCAUUGACGGCUUCGUCGUCCACAAAGACAAGAUCAUUAGGACGCAAGAUUCAAGAAAUAUGGGUGCCAAGUACCUUACCGUCGUCGACGUCGAGGCUAGAAUCGACUGCAUGAAGUGGUGCUGUGAGACAGAGCACUGCGACGUGUUCAUUUUCGAGGAGAAGAAACCAGGAAGCUGUUAUCUAUUUCAUUGUGGACCACCACAAGAUUUCAAAUGCAAAUUCACAUCCCAUUUGAAUUACAGCAGCGCUGUACUGACGAAUUAUAAUCUCCAAAACACCGCUGCUUUAGAAGAACAAAUUCGUCGAACCGAGCAGGAACAUGAACUUCAAUCCUUACGAAAAGUAGAAUCGCCAUCCAAGGAAUACAGUUACUAUACUGAGCCGCCAACUAUAACUUCAACAACUAUUGCUUAUGUACCACUUACUCUAUCAACGCAAUCGGCAACUGUAAAAAGUCAAGCGUGCAGUCAUAAUCAGUUCGAGUGUCGCUCGAGCGACGAUUGCAUAGCCAUAUACAACGUCUGCGACGGCAUACCCCAAUGCACGGAUGGCUCGGACGAGGCCACCGACCUCGGCUGCCCCGUUGACAAGACUACGAUUGCACCGCCACUCUCGUCCCUGUCACCCAUCGCCGUCUCUCCCAAGCCGUACGUACUACUACCUCAGGAAGUUUUCAGGUACCAGCAAAUGAUUCAGAAACAGCAGCAACAACAACAGCAGACCCAUAUAGAAAAAUCAUAUCGAAAUAGUGUUAUCAUUUACUCGAUGAUAUACCCCGAGAGACAUAGUCACGAAGGCGCUAAAGGAUGGGCGAUUAAUAAUCCAAAUCUUCAUCAAAUCGGAGUAUCACAGGAAAUGGCUUACAAUGGACGUGGCUAUAAUCCUCAGCAACAAAUGCAAAUACAACAAUCACCGGAUGAGUCUUUCGGGGGCAGUGGCUACGUCGGCUUGGACCAACAACUACCAUUCAACUACAAGACGUCCGGUUAUCAAUGGAGCAAUUACCAAUCGCCAAUUUUUGAACAGAACGUCAAUAAAGUCAAUGACGAAGCUGCCUACGAUAUGAUUAGAGCUCAGAACGUUUUGCCGCCCAAUUACGAGCAAGAGCGGCCGUCACGUAUUUUCAAUCACAAAGGGCCAAGUAUGCACUUCGAUGAUGUCGAAGCAGUGAACGGCAUUUACGGACAGGAUUCCUCCAAUCGAGGUUACCUACCGUAUUAUCCGAUCGCCAAUCACCAUGAGAAUUCCUGGCAAGAUGGUAAUUCGGCUCAAUUGGUGCGUACGUCCGCUCCAUCAUCAAUGACACGUCAACAGGAGGAGCAACCCGACGACGAAGCGAAAAAGCAAUCGAUCGCUUCAACCUCCGCAUCACCGUGCGAUCCAGUAACGAAGCAGGAAGAUGUUGCUAAGACGCAAAAUAAUAGUGAAAGGAAAUUGGAUAAUAAAGAAAGUAAUGGCACGAAUCAGUCAAUGAUAACGAAGGAGAAAGAUAAAAGUAAUAAUAAGCAGCAAGAAACUCAUGAAAAUAAAUUAUCACUUGAAAGUGACGCCAAAACGAAUAAUCAUAAAGCUCACGAGCUCGAGUUACGAACGCUGGCGGAGACGCAGCACCAGGAGCACAAGUUGGAAUACCCGGCGGUAAUGGAGCAUAUCCGCCACCACAGCGCUGAGCUCGACCAUCUCGAGAUGUCGCGACCCAAAGGUGCCGUUAUAUCCCUGGCACUCGGACUCACCGUUACAGCCGUCAUGGCCGUCCUUAUCGCCUGUCGGCUCCGAGUCGUCAAGCGCCGAGGUCGCGGCAGGGGUCACGACAACUACUCGCACGAUGCCGACUACCUCGUGAACGGAAUGUACCUUUGAGGCGCCCCGAGGUGGAGCCUCGUGGAGGAGCAGCUGCGUAAUAAGAGAGUCCUGGCGGCGA
Messenger RNA from Ceratosolen solmsi marchali, 2184 nucleotides. RefSeq lists its product as uncharacterized. Lineage: Eukaryota; Metazoa; Arthropoda; Insecta; Hymenoptera; Agaonidae. The record is from RefSeq and is a predicted model, not a curated record. The transcript is spliced from 10 exons. Gene Ontology annotation, molecular function: protein binding. The coding region runs from base 168 to 2123 and encodes 651 amino acids.